AUGCAGUUUGAUAAACAAAUUCAAAUUCAAUAUCUUGGUAAUAUAUCAUCAUGGGAUGUGCCGAUAUUUGGCUUAAUAUUUGUUUCAAUAAUGAUUCAUACUUUAUUCUUUUGCUUUCUUCCAUCAUCAAUAACACCAAUGAUUAAAAGUUAUAUUAUAUCAACAUUUCACGCUUUGAUAGGUGUCACGAGUGUAUUAUAUUUUUUUUUAAAUUAUUCCGUUAAUUUAAAACAAAUUAAUCGAGUAGCUGGCGGUGGAAUUUAUGGUACCGGUGAUGAAAUUAUGAUAUAUAGUUUAUGUUAUUCAUUUGGAUAUUUUAUCUAUGAUUUAUUAAUAAUGUUAUUUUAUAAAUCAGUAAGAACAAAUACAGCAUUAAUACAUCAUAUCUUACUUAUAUCUGUAUUAUCUUUAGGUAUUUUGAAUUGUGUUUGCCGUCCAUGUCAUUUUUAUUUACUAUUUGAAGAAUUAUCAACAAUUGCAUUAAAUUUAAAAACUAUCUAUUAUGAUCGAACUAAUUUACAUAAUACGUUUACGAUGUUAUUUGUCGUUAGUUUCUUUCUAUGUCGUAUUAUAUAUGGAUCGAUUAUAUGUGGUUAUGCACUACGAAGUGCUGGAUUAUUUGCUCAAAUGGCAUUGGAUAUAGGUGAUUUAAAAAAUACUUUUUUUGUAUUAUUACAAAUUUCAUUAUGUGUUUUAUCAAGAAUACUUAAUUUCUAUUGGGCAAUUUUGAUUUUACGAAAAAUGUUUCGUUCAAAACGAUCAAAAACAAAACAUGAGAGUUUAAAUAAGAAAACAUUAUAA
Messenger RNA from Adineta steineri, 801 nucleotides. NCBI's taxonomy places the organism in Eukaryota, Metazoa, Rotifera, Eurotatoria, Adinetida, Adinetidae. The record is from the annotation of a GenBank genome assembly.